AGGGAUUGAGGGCAAGGGGUUGCCUGAAGGUGGAGAGAGUGAUGUUCCACGUGGGUGUGCCCCUUCUUUCAAACACUCUCUGAUAGUGAUAUUCCUUGGCAAUUGGGCUGAGGAUCUCCUUUAUAAAUGAGGCUCCAAGUCAUUAAAUACAUUUCUGCUGGAUUAUUCCAAGUCGUUGAGAGGCAAGAUCAGGCAGGGCUGAUAACCUUUUUUUUCUUCCUUUAGAAGGCAAAUCUGUGUGUGUUUGCAGAAAACAGCAUGUUUCCACUGCCACUUGGAAUUGUUUUUCUAACAUUUGCUGCACUUUCAGCAGCUUUCAGACUGGACAGGUCACCGUUUCUUAUAUCGGAGCAUGACCAAAAUAAGCAGUGUCCUGAUGACUGCCCCCACCGUGACCGCCAGAAACCAGUCUGUGGUAGUGAUGGGAAAAUAUACAAGUCUAUGUGCAGUUUCCAGAAGGCCAAAUGUAAUGAUCCAUCCCUGGAAGUGCAGCCUCGGUCCCGCUGCAGUGGUGUAAAUGUGAUGCGUUGCCAGAAGGACAGAGCACAUGCAAUUUCACGGGCGAAAACACAAGCAGAUAAUGUAUAUAUCCCAGAAUGCAACGAAGACGGGUCAUUUGUACAGGUCCAGUGUCAUAAGAAGAUUGGGUACUGUUGGUGUGUGACUGCUGAAGGAAAACCAAUCAUUGGGACAUCAGUCAGAAACCAGACUCCAAACUGUACAGGCACUUUUCCUGUUCGCACAUCACUGCAAGACCCAACAUCACCAAGUCGAGUUGCCUUUGAAUUUUUCUCUUCUCUGAAUGCAGAAGAGGGGGUGAAACCAAAACCUACCCCAGAAGUCUACUUGCACAGCAAAGCAGAAGAUGUAACUAUGCCAUCAUUUUGGAUCACAAACCUUUUCAGUAAGGAUUCUAAAUUAAUUCGUACACCAAAGCGUCCUCAAGUAGAUUAUUCCCCAUCAUGUCAGCAAAAUCGUCAAGAUGCCAUUGAAGAAGCUAAAGCACAACCAAAUGAAGGAGCGUUCAUUCCUGAAUGUGAAGCAGAUGGACGAUACAAGUUAGUACAGUGUCAUCAAACCACAGGCUACUGUUUCUGUGUGAGAGAGGACACUGGGCGACCCAUUCCAGGAACAUCCAUCCGUUCAGGUCAUUUUCUGCCAGACUGCACUAGUGACACAGAGAAGAAAAAUGCUGAAAUGAGAACACAGUUCAAAGACAGAGCAUUGCCAGGUUGUCCUGGACCAAAGAAAACUGAGUUUCUGUCAACUCUAGUAAGGUCUUUGACAUCUGACAUGGUACGCCAUACAGGAGUUAUGCAUAUACCAUUUAGGAGAUUACAUGAAGGUUCCCAGAGUCCUACAUUAGAAGAGAAAGCUGUUCGGUGGCACUUUGUUCGCCUUGACAAGGACUUCAAUAAUAACAUCAAUGAAAAGGAAAUUCGCCCUUUAAAGACUUUCAUGAAAAAGCAUGCCAUGCCAAAGCGGUGCAUAAGGAAGUUCAUGGAGUACUGCGACCUGAACAGUGACAAUGUCAUUUCACUUCAGGAAAUGAAAGGAUGCUUGGGACUCAGCUAAAAUUAGAUCCCUUGAAUGUGCAGAAGAACCUAGAAGAAAGUCCUUCUAGAUCACAAGAGGAAUAUUAAGCACUUCAUUCUUGCCUUUGGAUUGCAGAGUUUUUUGCACUGUGAACUAUAGAUUAAUUAUAUCAACCUAAGACCAAUGUUUAUUAUAAUAAAGAAAGUGCACCUUACUGGCUGCUACUGGUGUAUAAUGUGAGAUACUGGUCGACUGGUUUUAUUUGCGGUAUUUUGCUCUUUAGCCUUUUUCCAAUAGGUAAAUUAUACAGUAUACAUGUUAUUGUCACUUUUAAUUUAGAAAAAAAAAUGUCUCUGUUAUGUGUGGAUUUUUGCUACUUUCCUAUUCCUACAGAACAUAUCUUGGUAAUCACUAAGGAUAAAUUAUAGAAUUGUAUGUUACAUUUACUUUUUUGUGGCAGAAGAUAUUAAUAAAAUAGCUUUUGGAAGAGAA
Molecule: messenger RNA, 2028 nt
Organism: Protopterus annectens (West African lungfish)
Lineage: Eukaryota; Metazoa; Chordata; Ceratodontiformes; Protopteridae
Product: SPARC-related modular calcium-binding protein 1-like
Exons: 12
Coding region: 259-1575 (438 amino acids)
Biological process (GO): extracellular matrix organization
Cellular component (GO): basement membrane
Molecular function (GO): heparin binding; extracellular matrix binding; calcium ion binding
Source: RefSeq, a predicted model, not a curated record